Diachasma alloeum is the source of this 954-nucleotide messenger RNA. RefSeq lists its product as uncharacterized. The record is from RefSeq and is a predicted model, not a curated record. The coding region runs from base 1 to 954 and encodes 317 amino acids. The transcript has 2 exons. NCBI's taxonomy places the organism in Eukaryota, Metazoa, Arthropoda, Insecta, Hymenoptera, Braconidae.
AUGCAUACACAUCAACCGUUUGCUUCAUCAACCUACGCGAAUAAUGAUGAGAUAUCAAUCACUGUACAACAUCAGGAUUUAUGUUUAUUACCUAGUAAGAGUUAUCUACAUAUUUAUGGACGAUUGACUACUGACAACGGAACAACACCAACGCAGAGAACGAGACUUGUGAAUAACGCCAUCUGUCAUUUAUUUGAGGAAAUUCGAUAUGAACUCAAUGGAGUAGAGAUUGAUCAAGCGAAAAUUGUGGGUUUAACGAGUCUUAUGAAGAACUAUGUUUCUCAGAGCUCUAACCAAUGGUUUCUACUGGAGAAUGCUGGUUGGCUUAAGAAUGAUAGUAUGGAUAGUGAAGAGAAAAUAACUGAUAGUGCAGGAUAUUUCGAUAUCUCCAUACCACUCAGUCUCCUACUUGGCUUUGCUGAAGAUUAUCAGAAGAUCGUUGUGAAUGCAAAGCAUGAGCUCAUUAUCACGAGAUCGAAAACAGAUAUCAAUGCAAUACUCCAAAGACCAAUCAAUCCGGAAAAUCCUGAGGAGAAAUGGAAGAUUAACCUUCAAAAGAUUGAAUGGUUAAUUCCUUAUGUGAAAGUGUCUGAUGAGCGCAAAGUGAAGCUGCUCAAUUUCAUUGCGAAAGACACACCGAUUGCUAUGGGUUUUCGUAUAUGGGAAUUGUAUGAGUACCCAUUUCUCCCUACAACCUCAAAGCAUGUUUGGGUUGUAAAGACAUCGACUCAGCUAGAGAAACCACGAUACAUCAUUCUUGGUUUCCAGACCAACCAUAGGAACAUCUCGACAGCUAAUGCCAGUGGCUUCGAUCAUUGCAAUCUCCGAGAUAUAAAGCUUUUCCUGAAUUCGCAAAGCUAUCCAUAUGGAAACUUAAAUUUGGAUAUUUCUCAUAAUCAGUAUUCAACACUAUACAAUAUGUAUGUGAACUUCCAAGAUACUUAUCAUGAAUGA